GUAAAAUUUCAUGAAUGACCACAGCUUCCCCAGUGUAGCUCGCUAACUAGUACCAACUUCGAGUAGUGUUGCUUGUUUGACAGCUGCCGCUACCGCCUGCUUGUUCUAAAAAUGGAUUUUACUGCAACUCAAAGUGGGUUCAGACAGCGUAAGUUACAGCCCAGUAUGCGUCUAAGGAAUAGUCCAGGGGACGGUCCAGAUGGCAGUCAGUUGUUUGAGGAUACGAGCAGAGCUGGGCCUGGACCACAGGCAGGAUACAGGAACCAGCAGGCCGGCCCUCAAACUGCAGGAUUUUCUGGUCAGACCCUCCUGUCAGAGCCCAUGUCCAAUCUGGCCAUGGCAUAUGGCAGCUCGCUGGCAUCCCAGGGGAGAGAAAUGGUUGACAAGAACCUGGAUAGAUUCAUCCCAAUUUCCAAGCUAAAGUACUACUUUGCUGUGGACACAGUGUACGUCGGGAAGAAGCUGGGCCUUCUAGUUUUCCCAUAUAUGCACGAAAACUGGGAGGUGAGCUACCAGCAGGACACUCCUGUGGCUCCGCGCUUUGAUGUGAACGCUCCCGACCUUUAUAUUCCUACCAUGGGCUUCAUCACAUACAUCCUGGUGGCCGGACUGGCCCUCGGCACACAGAGCAGGUUUUCACCAGAGCUGCUAGGAGUUCAGGCAAGCUCAGCUUUGGUGUGGUUAAUCAUGGAAGUCCUGGUGGUCCUCCUGUCGCUCUACCUUGUUACUGUAAACACAGACCUCACCACUAUAGACCUGCUGGCCUUUGCUGGCUAUAAAUAUGUUGGGAUGAUUGUAGGCUUAGUGGCGGGCCUUUUGUUUGGGAAGCCGGCAUAUUAUCUGUCUCUGCUGUGGUGCUGCGCUGCCAUCUUUGUCUUCAUGAUACGCACUCUGCGUCUGAAGCUGUUGUCAGAAGCAGCAGCAGAAGGGAAGCUAGUGAGAGGAGCCAGAAACCAACUGAGGAUGUACCUCACCAUGGCUAUAGCAGCAGCACAGCCCAUUUUCAUGUACUGGCUCACUUUCCACCUCGUCAGAUAAAACCUCCAGCACUCGCACACAGAACUCGUCAUCUCACCUGACUAAAAUUUGAAAAAAGAAAAUAAACACAACAUACAUAUCAAAGAAGCUGGACUGGAUGAAACACACAGCGACAUGAAGGCUCUCCACGUACGUGUGGAGCUGAACAACGCGCUACAAGACGAUUUAGAGAAGAUGCGAGGCGUUACCGCCGUUUCACAGCACAGCCAUUUCAUUAGCAUUGCCUUUUUUAAGUCUUCGCAAUUUUGUAGCAAGAGCAAUUGGCUUUAAGUUUCUUUUUUUCUACUGUGUAAUUACUGCUUAAUUAUGUUUUCUUUGUUUGUUUUUUUAGGAGUAUUUAUGUAUGUAUGUUUGUGUACAGCAAGAGUAUUAUUGCAGAUGUUUCAUGAGUGAUAUCUCUGAGCCAAGAAAAAGCGCUAACCUCAGACAGACCGUCCACUUAAUAAAAAGAACUCAAAUCUGGGUUUGAAAAUGAUCAACUGGCUCUGCUUGAACGUUUGGAUGAUGAAAGCUUUUCCCCUUCUCCUAAUGUUUUUUUUUUUUGUUUUUUUUUAAUGGUUGUAAUUGUCCAGCAACAUGAGUAAAAACAUCUAUCUGGAAACCAGGGUCACCCAGCUCGUCUAGAAAUGUCAUAUAAUGUCUAACCCCCAUUUUUCACACACUCUGUAUUGAUUCUGAAAAUAUAUAUAUUGUAUAAUUCACCCUGCUCCCCCCAGUGACGUCUGCGCUGUUCCCUCCCUCUGCCCCCCUGCAGGACGUCUCUACAGGAGAAGAGUUAAAGAUUGAAUGUCAGAGGCAACAAAUGUGGUUAAGUUUAAAGGUUAGGGGUUGUUGUGUAGUGCAUUCACCUAAAGCCCUUUUGUUUCAGUGUCCAGCUUGACAUCUAUGCUCUUGCUAGCAGAUUUCCAUGGUUACCUGUAGUUUGCAUGAAAGAUGGAGACUUACCUGCGAACACUUGCCACCUACUAGUGGAGAGGCAAUAAAACUUGAAAGUGUUCAACACAAACAAGAAGCGGAUAAUGUUUGCUUUCAAAGUAAAACUAACUUAACUUUGAAAGAAAGUGUUUCCGGUUUGCUUUCUACUUUUCCCAUUUUCACUAAUACUCCACAAGUAGUUUGUUACUGUUUACAGCCAUUAGGUGUCAUCCAAACCAUGGGCAACAAUGGCAAGCUGUUGGGAACCAAGCACCAAAAGGUUUUCGGUGCAGCACUAUACAUGUCUUUGCGAUUAAUUUCACCUUGAGAGUGCCACUAGCCUCCCGAAACCACUCACCAACCUGUCACUGAAUGCACACUUUUCGCUAGCAAAACAUGUAUUACACUUCAGAAUCACAUUCAAAUGAUGGCUGUCUGCAUUUUUCAGAACUUCAGCUUAUUGAGAACACCUAUGAAUGUUAACCAGUUUGAUUCUCAUAACAAAAAUAAAUACUCUUCUCCCUAGCAAAAAAACAAACAAUAACACUGGAAAAUAUAAGUAAUUUUAUGAUAUCAGAUGAACUGCAAAAGAAAUUUCCCUCGUACGGUCCCGGUACUGGUAAUUUUUCUUAUACAGAUGAGGCCUUGUUUCUGUACCAUUAUUUAAUAAUUAAAAUGUACAAAAUGUGAUAACUGUUUGUGAUAAAAUGAAGAGUUGACUGAUA
This is a messenger RNA of Neolamprologus brichardi, 2678 nucleotides long. RefSeq names its product Yip1 interacting factor homolog B (S. cerevisiae) (gene yif1b). NCBI's taxonomy places the organism in Eukaryota, Metazoa, Chordata, Actinopteri, Cichliformes, Cichlidae. Gene Ontology annotation, cellular component: endoplasmic reticulum-Golgi intermediate compartment; endoplasmic reticulum membrane; COPII-coated ER to Golgi transport vesicle. Gene Ontology annotation, biological process: endoplasmic reticulum to Golgi vesicle-mediated transport. The record is from RefSeq and is a predicted model, not a curated record.